This is a messenger RNA of Knipowitschia caucasica, 207 nucleotides long. Lineage: Eukaryota; Metazoa; Chordata; Actinopteri; Gobiiformes; Gobiidae. The record is from the annotation of a GenBank genome assembly.
AUGUGGACGUGGCAGAGGCUGCGGCAGUUCCGCUGGAUGUCCGCUUCGGCUUCAGCCCAGAGCUCCGUGAAACCGAAAAGGAUUAGUGAAACUCCCCGGUACGACAUUGGCCUCACAGUGUCCGAUCUAGCCCCGGGUUCAUCCAACACACCAGCCAGAGGACAGCCUUACCCUUCACCGCUGCUGGGAGAUUUAGGGAUGAACUGA